Messenger RNA from Papilio polytes (common Mormon), 780 nucleotides. RefSeq names its product HIG1 domain family member 1C. Lineage: Eukaryota; Metazoa; Arthropoda; Insecta; Lepidoptera; Papilionidae. Gene Ontology annotation, biological process: mitochondrial respirasome assembly. The coding region runs from base 169 to 453 and encodes 94 amino acids. The transcript is spliced from 3 exons. Gene Ontology annotation, cellular component: mitochondrion. The record is from RefSeq and is a predicted model, not a curated record.
AGAAAAAUAACAAAAAUGUCAUCCGCAUGUGUCUUAAUGACAGUGACAAAUUAACAUGGAAAAAAAUUUUCAAGGUUAGGCAGGGGGUGAUGCAAUGUAAUAAAUUUUUUAAAAUAUUAUAUAAUUUAAUAAUUGGUAGCCCAAUACGAUAAAUCUCAUAAUAAAGCAAUGGCAAACUCUCAGCCAAUAUUUGACUAUCGAGAUGAAUCUCAUGCUGACAAGUUAGCCAGAAAAUCUAAAGAUUCACCUUUUAUGAUAAUAGGUAUCAUUGGCCUUAUUGGCGUUUGUGGAUUUGGGGCAUAUAAAUUCAAGACUAGAGGUGAAAUGAGCACAAGUGUGUUUCUAAUGCAACUUCGUGUAGCAGCUCAGGGCACAGUCGUGUCUGCACUAACAUUGGGCUUAGCAUACACAUUAGCCAAGAAACAUUUGUUCAAAGAUGACAAAGCCGAAUAAUGAUAUUUUGUAUUAAUUUAGUCAAAUUACUUAAACCAGUCUAAAGCUUAACUUUGCUACCUCAAAAUCUCACAAUGUUUGGAACCAACAGAAAUCUCAAAAUAUCUCAUUUUAUUUUUGUAGUAUUUAUUUUUUUUUAACAAUUCACAUAUUGAUUUAGAUAUUGGUUUAGCUUAGUUGUAUUAAUUCGGAGCAAAGCUCAGCUUCUGUGAUCAUUAGAAAUGUAUGUAGUUUUCUUUUGUCCGAGGUCUGGUUUAAAUUUUGUGAUAUGUGUAACAUAUUUAAUUUUAAGAAUUAAUUUAUUUAUUAAAUGAUUCAAGCUUUAAA